UUGUACAGACUAAACAAGGAAGAGAGCAUGAGUGCGGACGUUUUUAUUGCAACAAAAUGUUGUGUUUAUGUUCUAACUCCUGAUCUGAAAAGGCGGUAUCCCUCUUUCUAUUUUCAUUUGGUUGCAACAUAGGCUAAUUGUAGUGAGUCGAGAGGAGCUGACACACUGAUUAACACGUUCGUUGCAAGUUGACAACAGUGUAUCUGAAUAGGCAAGUGUCAUCAUUGUAGCAUUUCUCAAUAUGAAAUGAUACAAUGUACCGGCUGCCAAUGUAACAUAACAAUGCAACAAUUUUAGCAAGUAAUUUAAAGUAAAGAUGAACGCUCGCAGCAGUUUAAGACAAGGAAUACUUAACACUAAGGUCAGGUACUCCAAAUUAGCCAAUGAUGAUGACGGCUACAUUGACCUGCAGUUCAAAAAAAGCCCACCAAAGGUUCCAUACAAAGCCAUUGCACUGGCAACUGUCCUCUUCUUGAUUGGCUCUCUGUUGAUCACCAUUGGAGCUCUCCUUUUGGCAGGAUACUUUGAAGUCACACAUGCUGACCGGACUGUGCCCGUUCUCAUAAUUGGAAUCUUGGUUUUCCUUCCGGGAUUCUAUCACCUGCGGAUAGCUUACUAUGCAUCGAAGGGCUACCGUGGUUACUCCUAUGAUGAUAUCCCAGACUUUGAUGACUGAGCCACUCCUAACUGAGGCAACUCCUUUGUUAUUUUCACAUAACAUUGUUGAAUACAGUAAACAGACUGGGAUCCAGGGUAGUCCUAAAGCAGAUGUCCUUUUGAUGUUUGUUCAUCAUGUCAUGUCUGUUCACUUCUUGUUCUUUGACUGGAUUACCACCAUACUUCAUUAUGAAUGACUACUAUAUUUAGAUAGGUUUGUGUUAUUGUUUCUAACAAAUAACAUGCACAUUUGUAUUUAUUUCAUGACAUGUCUUGUUUUUUUUUGCUACAUAUGCAUACCUUUUACAUAUACAUUUUACAUACAUGGCACUUUCAUAUACAGCAAUCACAUAACAAUAAAACAUACCCGAACAGA
This is a messenger RNA of Oncorhynchus masou masou (cherry salmon), 1033 nucleotides long. Its product is annotated as transmembrane protein 230-like. Lineage: Eukaryota; Metazoa; Chordata; Actinopteri; Salmoniformes; Salmonidae. Gene Ontology annotation, cellular component: endomembrane system; synaptic vesicle. Bases 317 to 676 code for a protein of 119 amino acids. Gene Ontology annotation, biological process: synaptic vesicle transport. The record is from RefSeq and is a predicted model, not a curated record. The transcript has 3 exons.